Akanthomyces muscarius is the source of this 465-nucleotide messenger RNA. RefSeq lists its product as uncharacterized. The record is from RefSeq and is a predicted model, not a curated record. Bases 1 to 465 code for a protein of 154 amino acids. Gene Ontology annotation, cellular component: trans-Golgi network. Lineage: Eukaryota; Fungi; Ascomycota; Sordariomycetes; Hypocreales; Cordycipitaceae. The transcript is spliced from 2 exons.
AUGGCCGACGACCACGAUAAUCACUCUACGGGGUCGCACCCCAUUGUCCGCUCCGGAUCAUCAUCGUCAACGGCUCCUUCUGAAAACAACGAGCCCGUCAUCCACCAGCCUAUCCCAACUCGUCCACGCCUACCCAGCCGCAAGAGCAGUGGGCCGCUCGUUGUCCCUCGCGAUAGCUCAGAAGUCGGUCCCGUCGAGUCGCACUUUGGCCCCGACGACGUCAGAGCCAUGAGCCCUCGACGAACCAGCGAAGACAUUGACAAGCUCGGCAAGGAAGCUCGCGAAGAGUUGCGUCGUCAUGCCAAAGCCCUGCAGGAUUCCCUCAUCGACAUAUUCAAUCGCAUAGAAGCCGUUCGCGAGGAGCACGACAAACUCGACAGCAACAACAAGUUUUUGCAAAAAUACAUUGGCGAUUUGAUGAGCACCAGCAAGAUUACCGCCUCUACUGGUCGAGCCAAGAAAUAG